Cyclopterus lumpus (lumpfish) is the source of this 876-nucleotide messenger RNA. Its product is annotated as elastase-1-like. Bases 20 to 826 code for a protein of 268 amino acids. Gene Ontology annotation, biological process: proteolysis. Lineage: Eukaryota; Metazoa; Chordata; Actinopteri; Perciformes; Cyclopteridae. The record is from RefSeq and is a predicted model, not a curated record. Gene Ontology annotation, molecular function: serine-type endopeptidase activity. The transcript has 8 exons.
GUUCUGACGCACUGCAGACAUGCUUAGGCUUCUGGUGUUGACAAGUCUCGCAGCCCUCGUGCUGGCUGAGCUGGAGCCCCAGCCCAGGUAUCUGGAGGACAGCUUAGAAAGAGUUGUGGGAGGUGAGGUGGCCAGACCCAACUCCUGGCCCUGGCAGAUCUCUCUUCAGUACCGAUCUGGCAGCAGGUACCACCACACAUGCGGAGGAACCCUGAUUGAGAGAGGCUGGGUUAUGACCGCUGCUCAUUGUGUGGACAGCAGUAGGACGUGGCGUGUCAUUCUCGGGGAACACGACCUCAACAGUAACAGCGGCAGUGAGCAGAUCAUGACUGUCAGCCAAGUUUACAUCCAUCCCGGAUGGAACUCCGGCAGCGUGUCUGCUGGGUUCGACAUUGCCCUGCUGCGCUUGUCUUCUUUGGCCACCCUGAACUCCUACGUGCAGCUGGGCUCUCUGCCUCCCACCGGACAGAUUCUGCCCCACAACAACCUCUGUUACAUCACCGGAUGGGGUCGCACUUCCACUGGCGGCAGCCUCUCCGCUCAGCUGAAGCAGGCCUACCUUCCUCUGGUCGACCACAAGACCUGCACCAGCAAUGGCUGGUGGGGCAGCACGGUCAAGGCCACCAUGGUGUGUGGUGGUGGCGGUGCAGAGGCUGGAUGCAAUGGUGACUCUGGUGGCCCUCUGAACUGCCUUGUCAAUGGCAGAUACUACGUCCACGGUAUUGCCAGCUUUGUGUCUGGUCUGGGAUGCAACGCGGUCAGGAAGCCCACCGUCUUCACCCGUGUCUCUGCUUACAUCAACUGGAUGGACUCGAUCAUGAAGUAAACAGAUGAGUCGGCCCUGUUGAAGCACUCAGACGGAACAUGCAUUCGACC